Molecule: messenger RNA, 1212 nt
Organism: Alternaria arborescens
Lineage: Eukaryota; Fungi; Ascomycota; Dothideomycetes; Pleosporales; Pleosporaceae
Product: Heptaketide hydrolyase ayg1
Exons: 1
Coding region: 1-1212 (403 amino acids)
Source: RefSeq, a predicted model, not a curated record
AUGCCUAACGGAAACUGGAUUCUUGGCGACCUCUUCACAAAGGACUACGGACAUCGCGGCAGCAUCCAGAAAUUGUGGGAACAACGUUGGAAGUUCCCAUGCACCAAAGGUGUUUACCCGUUCCACGAUGGAAAGUUUGAAGACUUUGAACCCAUUUUCAAGCAUCUCAUCGAUAACAAUAUCAAUGAUCCGUACGACGAUGCAUACACAAAUGCUUUCUUGCCAACAGCGCAACGCCUAGCGAAGGAGGCUCAAGAGACGGAAGGCAAAGACAAAGAGGCAGCAAAAAAGUUGUAUCUGAAUGCAAACGCUGUGUACAGAUUGGCGAGAUUUCCAUAUAUCGGCACCGAGCUCAAGAAGAAGGUCUUUGAGGAGCAGAAAGAGGUCUACUUCCGCGGCGCACAGCUAUGGGAUAUCCCACUAGAGGAGGUCGUAGUAUCACAUAAGCAUGCCUCCAACGGUGAUGGCGAAAAGAUUCCAAUGUACAUCCGCAAACCUACAGGAGACGGCCCAUUCCCAACCGUCCUACUGAUUACAGGCCUCGACGGCCACCGCCCAGACAACACCGAGCGCACACAGGAACAUCUUGCCCGCGGUUGGGCGACAGUGAUCUGCGACAUUCCUGGCACCACCGUCGAUUGUCCAGCCAACAAGCGCGACCCUCUCUCCCCAGACCGAUUCUUCACCAGCAUUCUAGACUUUAUCAAAGAGACAUCAUAUCUCGACGAAAAGAAAGUCAUCGCAUGGGGCCUCUCAGCCGGUGGCUACUACGCUAUUCGCCUCGCGCACACGCACCGCAACCAACUCAUCGGUAGCGUAGGCCAUGGUGCAGGAACACAUCACUACAUUGGCCGCGAGUGGCUUGAGCAAAUCGACAAGCACGAGUACCCUUUCGGGCUUGAACAAGCCUACACGCAGAAAUACGGGUAUUCUUCUUUCGAAGAGAUGAAGGAGAGAUGCCAGGAUGAGUUCUCCCUCGUCUCUGGGAAAGGCGAGGGUGUGGCUGUUGUGGCGCAGGGGAUGAAGAGUUGUAGGUUGUUGCUCGUGAACGGGGUGCUGGAUGGGUGUAUGCCAAUCGAGGAUAGUAUGCUGCUAGCUGAGUAUGGAAGCCCGAAGGAGAUGCGGUUUAUGCAGCAGAGGUUGCAUAUGGGAUAUCCUGAGGCGAAUAGUACGGUGUAUCCGUGGAUGGAAGAGGUUAUGGCGAGUAAGUAG